Molecule: messenger RNA, 924 nt
Organism: Acanthosepion pharaonis
Lineage: Eukaryota; Metazoa; Mollusca; Cephalopoda; Sepiida; Sepiidae
Source: the annotation of a GenBank genome assembly
AUGGCCCCAAAACCCGUAGAAAAUGAUAUUUUAGCUAAUAUACCACCCCCAAGAGCAGCUGUCAAUAUGGAGCGUGGAAGACCCGGAGAUGAUAUUCGACAAAUGCGUCCUGGACAUCAUCCAGGAUUACGUGCUGCAUCAGAGAUGAGAGCACAGCAGCAACAAGCAGGCAGUGGCAGAGGUAUGAUGGGUAUUGUGUUGCCUAUGUAUGCUGUGGGCAUUGUGCUCUAUCUUGUCUACACUUUGGUCAAGGUUUUCAGCAAGCGAAGUGAACCUGAGCCACGGGAAAAAGAUCCUUUAGCUCAGUUACGUAAUUUCAAAUAUGAUGAUAGAAAAGGGAAAUUCACUUUUGGCGAAGAUUUUGAUCCUGAUGAUGACUUCAGAGAUUAUCUCAGGAAAAAGCACAAACAGCAAGAAUUAGAAGAAUUAAUCAACAAAGCUGAUGACCGGCAUAUCACUGAACUUGAAAUGCGGCAACUACAGCAACGCUUAGAAGAGACAGAAAGUCAAAUGACAAGAAUUCUUCAAGCUAUGCAAUCAGUCCAGCAGCAUGUCAGUGGGGUUGUGGAUCGAGCAUCUGCAAACAGUAAUAUACAUGAGUGUGCACAAACUUCAAAUGACGAAACUAAAGAAAAUCCAAAUGUUCAUGAAGAGAAAUGCCCAGAAAUUUCUGAAAAUGAGGAUAAACACUGUGAAAAAUGUGAAAACAGCAAUGUUGUUCCUUCAGAUUCUAAUCCUGACCUUGAAAGUUAUGAAGUACUGGCAACAAAUAGCAAUGGAAGUGAAGCAAGUAGUGAUUAUUCCUUACUGAAUGAAAAUGGAGGCUCCCGCAAUUCUCCUGAAGUUGAAAGUAUUUUUGCAUCCUCCUUUUUCUGUCUUCCUCUGUUGUUUUCUUUCCCUGUAUUUCUCUCUCUUAUUCUCUGA